Molecule: messenger RNA, 870 nt
Organism: Procambarus clarkii (red swamp crayfish)
Lineage: Eukaryota; Metazoa; Arthropoda; Malacostraca; Decapoda; Cambaridae
Source: RefSeq, a predicted model, not a curated record
AUGGUUCAGCUCCUCCAGACACUUACAAGAUGCCAGAGCAACACCAGCAGCUAUACCCGCGGCUACACCCGCGGCUACACCCGCGGCUACACCCGCGGCUACACCCGCGGCUACACCCGCAGCUACACCCGCGGCUACACCCGCGGCUACACCCGCGGCUACACCCGCGGCUACACCCGCGGCUACACCCGGGGCUACACCCGCGGCUACACCCGCGGCUACACCCGGGGCUACACCCGCGGCUACACCAGCGGCUACACCCGCAGCUACACCAGCGGCUACACCCGGGGCUACACCCGCAGCUACACCAGCGGCUACACCCGGGGCUACACCCGCAGCUACACCAGCGGCUACACCCGCAGCUACACCAGCGGCUACACCCGGGGCUACACCCGCGGCUACACCCGCAGCUACACCCGGGGCUACACCCGCAGCUACACCAGCGGCUACACCCGCAGCUACACCAGCGGCUACACCCGCGGCUACACCCGCGGCUACACCCGCGGCUACACCCGGGGCUACACCCGGGGCUACACCCGCGGCUACACCCGCGGCUACACCCGGGGCUACACCCGCGGCUACACCCGGGGCUACACCCGGGGCUACACCCGCGGCUACACCCGCGGCUACACCCGGGGCUACACCCGCGGCUACACCCGCAGCUACACCCGCGGCUACACCCGCAGCUACACCCGCGGCUACACCCGCAGCUAUACCCGCGGCUACACCCGGGGCUACACCCGCGGCUACACCCGCGGCUACACCCGCGGCUACACCCGCAGCUACACCAGCGGCUACACCCGGGGCUACACCCGCGGCUACACCCGCGGCUACACCCGCGGCUACACCCGCGGCUACACCCGCAGCUAA